This is a messenger RNA of Pongo pygmaeus (Bornean orangutan), 1960 nucleotides long. RefSeq names its product regulator of G protein signaling 19 (gene RGS19). NCBI's taxonomy places the organism in Eukaryota, Metazoa, Chordata, Mammalia, Primates, Hominidae. The record is from RefSeq and is a predicted model, not a curated record. The transcript has 6 exons. The coding region runs from base 641 to 1294 and encodes 217 amino acids.
CGCGCGCGCGGCGCCGGGGACAGCGGCCCUGCCCCUCCCGGCCGGGGCCCGGGGACCGUGCUGGGCGGGAGCUUCGGGAGCCGGCGCACGGGACUCGAACCCCAAGGGCUCCCGCCGCCAGGUCCACGUGGACCCUGGGCCGCAGUGGAACUGGAGCCCGCCCCCCGCGCCUGGGGGAGGGGGCGCUGCAGCCGGGUUCCCCUUUUUCUGGAGCUCAAAGCCUGGGGAAGUGAUUGCUCAAAGGUGGGGGCCGGAAGAACCCAGGUUUCCGCGUCUCCCUCCCCCUCUCAGCCCGGUGAGGAGGGACCGGGGCGGGACACCCUGUCCGCCCCCGCCCCCACCCCGCUGGAUCUGGCAGCCACUCAGCCCUUCGAGCUGUAGGGGAGGCGCUGCGCCCCCAGCCCCAGCCGAUCGGGGGCUCCUGGCGCUAGCCUCCCUCCAGAGCGCCGCAGGAGUCCCUCCUGCCGUCUGACUUGAGUCCCUGCUGCUGCAGUGCACGCCCCUUCGGCAGCCAGGGUGGGGCCCAGACCCAACCUGGCCCCUCCUGCCCCCACCCCGCCUUUGGGUUGCUGACCCCCAGGCUGUGGUGAGGGUCUGAGAGCUGGUACCACGGAGCCUGGGCAACCUCCUCCACCCACCCAUGCCCACCCCACAUGAGGCUGAGAAGCAGAUCACAGGGCCAGAGGAGGCGGACCGGCCCCCUUCAAUGUCCAGUCAUGAUGCAGCCUCUCCAGCGGCUCCCAGCCGCAACCCCUGCUGCCUGUGCUGGUGCUGCUGCUGUAGCUGCUCCUGGAACCAACAGCGGCGGCGCGCGUGGCAGGCCUCCCGGGAGAGCAAGCUGCAGCCCCUCCCCAGCUGUGAAGUAUGUGCCACGCCAAGUCCUGAGGAUGUGCAGAGCUGGGCGCAGUCUUUUGACAAGCUGAUGCACAGCCCAGCGGGACGCAGCGUGUUCCGGGCGUUCCUGCGGACAGAGUACAGCGAGGAGAACAUGCUCUUCUGGCUGGCCUGUGAGGAGCUGAAGGCCGAGGCCAACCAGCAUGUGGUGGACGAGAAGGCGAGGCUCAUCUACGAGGACUACGUGUCCAUCCUGUCCCCCAAGGAGGUGAGCCUGGACUCCCGUGUGCGGGAGGGCAUCAACAAGAAGAUGCAGGAGCCGUCCGCGCACACGUUUGACGACGCACAGCUGCAGAUCUACACGCUCAUGCACCGGGACUCAUACCCACGCUUCCUCAGCUCUCCCACCUACCGUGCCCUGCUGCUGCAGGGGCCCUCACAGUCCUCCUCCGAGGCCUAGGCCGCCCCCAGCAGCACAGACCCUGCCGCCUCCUAUGGCCGACUCUGGGUUCCCUUCAGGUGUUGGUAUCGGCAGGGCUGUCGGGGCGCACACCUGCAAGCCCAGCCUGGCCGGCUGGGAUCCCCACCCGCGGAGACGGUCCUAGACCCAGUGGGGAGUGCUGUGUCUCCUGGCUCUGCCCACCCGUGGCCAAGCAGGAACUCCAGGUGCAGGGCGGGCCAGAAGCCCCCUCAUCGGCCCGCAGCUGGCUGGCCCAGUGCUCCUGGCUGGGGGCUCUUGCGUGGUGAGAGUAGGGGUCCUCCCAGGAGCCAUGCUGGACCCAUGAGCCUCGCUGGGGCUUCCUCCCCAGGCAGCCAAUGGGCCCCAGACAAGCCUUUGGUGGGGAACAGAACCUCCGCAUCGUGUAGUUUUGUGACAUAAGGAGACCUCCUACUUGAGCUGUCUGUACCCCAGAAUCAAACCCAGAACCUCAGAACCAGAUGUAGGACCUCAGAAUCCUGCACUCAAGGUGGCAGGACCCAAUUUCUGUUUUAUAUGUUCGUGAACUUUAACCCUGGAAACAUGUCCUUACUAGGUGUUUUAUCAAAAAAAAGGUUUCAUAUUUAUCUCUAUCCCUAACCCCCCAAAACUAGGAUGUCUUAUUAUUGAAGAUAUUUUUAAAGCAAA